CUCAGCAAUCCGAAAAAUCCACAAAGCCGUACCCUUCAACCUCACCUGUCGACAAUUCCCGCGCUACCGUCUUGACCGCGCAACCUCCGUCAAGAUGAAGCUCAACAUCUCCUACCCGGCCAAUGGGUCGCAAAAGAUUAUCGAGAUCGAUGAUGAGCGCAAGCUCCGCCCCUUCAUGGAGAAGCGCAUGGGCACCGAAGUUACCGGCGACUCCCUCGGCGAUGAGUUCAAGGGCUACCUGUUCAAGAUCACCGGUGGUAACGACAAGCAGGGUUUCCCCAUGAAGCAGGGUGUUCUCCUCCCCAUCCGUACCCGUCUGCUCCUCGCCGACGGCCACAGCUGCUACCGCCCUCGCCGCUCCGGUGAGCGCAAGCGCAAGUCCAUCCGUGGUGCCAUCACCGGUCUGGACCUCUCCGUCCUCGCUCUGUCCAUCGUCAAGCAGGGUGAGAACGAUCUCCCCGGUCUGACCGACACCGUCGUCCCCAAGCGCCUCGGCCCCAAGCGUGCCACCAAGAUCCGCCGCUUCUUCGCCCUGUCCAAGGACGAUGAUGUCCGCAAGUUCGUUGUCCGCCGCACUGUCGCCAAGGAGGGCAAGCCCGAGUACACCAAGGCCCCCAAGAUCCAGCGUCUGGUUACUCCCCAGCGCCUGCAGCGCAAGCGCCACCAGGUCGCCAUCAAGCGCCGCCGUGCUGAGGCUGCCCGCGAGGCUGCUAACGACUACGCCAAGCUCCUGGCCAACCGUGUCCACGAGGAGAAGGCCAAGCGUGAUGAGCUCCGCAAGCGUCGCGCCUCUUCCAUGCGGAAGUAAAUCUCCCCCACAGUGUUAUGAUUCAUUUCUGCGGGACGGGGUUUAAUGGAUAGGUUGACGAGUGGGGAAGGCGAGAGUGAGCUUCACGUUUUCUGGGACAAUGAUUUAUUUUCGGGAUUUCUCCUUCCUCAACCGGGAAAAGGAGGGGUAAUAUCAUUCCCAGCAGACGGCGGAAAUAUGUCUGAUAAAAACGGAAAAAAAAGGCGGGGAAUGGAUGCAAGGCUCAAAAAAAAAGAAGACUUGAACCAGGAGGGGGGAUUGGUGGACCACCCCUUUCACCCCGGGUGUGCUGGUGAUUCGGACACCUGGGUGAUGCAUUCUGUGUUGAAUCUACCUUUUGACAACCCCUUUUUUUUCAAUGGAGUGCAUGCAAAUUUCAUUGUUUCUUACCUUAUCUGUCUCUGGCGUAGUGUAGAGCCUCCUGGAAGGGUGAAGCUAUCGGCGUUAAAAAAGGUUUUCAUCGGGUUUUUGGAUUUGGAUAAAACCACCAUAUGCGCUUGUAGAAGUCUUGAUUUAACUAUGCAUCAACGCACAGGCCCCAACUCUACUUCCUACUCUAAUCUAUUGCUCUAGACUUGAUCAAUUGCAGGACUCGAAUGUGGGGGUGUCUUUUUCUCCCGGGGCUACGGUGAUAUGAUCUGCCCUAUCUCACGUGCCCACUUCGAGAACUAGAUCGUGUACUUUCUUGUUUUAACAAAUCGACC
Penicillium brasilianum is the source of this 1512-nucleotide messenger RNA. Lineage: Eukaryota; Fungi; Ascomycota; Eurotiomycetes; Eurotiales; Aspergillaceae. The record is from the annotation of a GenBank genome assembly.